AUGGGUCUCACAGAGGCAAACCUCCCUACGCUGGCGGUUGAGAAGCCAGAAGAGGCGAUCCUGGAGUCCAGAGUCUUGAUUAUUAUGACUGGCGGUACAAUUUGCAUGCAGCAGUCACCUUCUGGAUUCAUUCCCGCCCGUGGUUUCCAAGAAAAAUGCAUGGCGCGAGUCCCGUCGUUCAACGAUGGCUCCUUAUCGACUCCGAUGGACGUCAUCACCAACUCCAAGGGCGAUGUCGUAGCUCAUCCCAGCUUGAGCACCCCGGUGACAACCUACGGCCGCAAGGUGCGAUACACCGUCUACGAGUUCGAAGAAUUGCUAGACAGCAGUUCCAUCAACGCAAAAGGUUGGGCCGAGAUUGCCCAAUCCAUCUACCAGAACUACACGCUUUUCGACGGUUUUGUGAUUUUGCACGGCACAGACAGUCUGGCAUACACCUGCUCUGCGCUGAGCUUCAUGCUCCAAAACCUCGGCAAGCCCGUUGUUCUCACGGGCUCGCAGGCCCCGAUGCUGGAGCUUCAGAAUGACGCGACGGAUAACUUGCUUGGAUCGCUGGUGGUGGCGGGCCACUUUAUGAUUCCCGAAGUGUGCUUGUACUUCAACAACAAGCUGUUCCGGGGCAACCGGACGACCAAGGUUUCUGCGAGUGAUUUUUCUGCUUUUGCGGCGCCGAAUUGUCCCCCGUUGGCUACGACCACGUCGAUGCGCACCAAUGUGAAUUGGGACAUGGUGCACCGACCCACGAGCCUGGCGCAUUUCCGCAUCCAAACAAAUCUGGACACGACCCAUGUCGCGUGUUUGCGGAUUUUCCCUGGUAUUAAGCCCGAGAUGGUAGAUGCUGUUUUGAAGCUGGAUGGAUUGCGCGGGUUGAUUUUGGAGACGUUUGGCGCUGGAAAUGCGCCAUCUGGGCAGGAUAAUGCCAUGAUUAACGUGCUGGCUGCUGCCAUUCAACGAGGAAUCGUCAUUAUCAACGUCACCCAAUGUCUUACUGGCAGUGUUAGUCCCGUGUAUGCCACUGGCAUGAGUCUAUCACGGGCAGGUGUCGUAGCUGGCCUCGACAUGACCACCGAGGCGGCGUUGACAAAGCUCGCCUAUUUACUCGCGUUGCCGGAUUCCACACCGGAAUCCGUAGCGCAAAAUAUGUCAAUCUCCCUUCGGGGUGAGCUGACGGAAUCUUCAGUCCCAGUAUUUCGCCAUCCCGACGGUGCCUUACCCGAACGCGUACAAACGCUCACCGUGAUGGGUUACGCCAUCGCACAAGGCGAUCUCGAAAAAGUCAAGACGAUCAUGAAAACCGAACAGCACUGGCUACUGAAUGACGCCGAUUAUUCUGGCAACACACCUAUCCACUUGGCGGCCACAUCUCCGGCCAUCUCUAUACUCCACUUCCUUCUUUCACAGGGUGGAUCCGUCCAUCUACGCAAUCGCAACGGUCGCACACCACUCUUCCUGGCCGCGAACACAGGUCUCUCGGAACAUGUACUCCUCCUCCGGAAAUCCGGAGCCCAUUUGCACUCUGACGAGCGACCGGCCGCUGAACUCUUAGCUCGUCGCCGACCGGGAGUCUGGGGAUUGGCGGGGAUUGACCCGAGAGAAAAUAACCAGCGCGAGCUGGACGAGGAAAGUGGUGGCGGCGGGUAUAACCGGAUGAUGGCCGGGUCAGCGCCGUGA
Penicillium verhagenii is the source of this 1671-nucleotide messenger RNA. Its product is annotated as putative lysophospholipase. Gene Ontology annotation, molecular function: protein binding; asparaginase activity. NCBI's taxonomy places the organism in Eukaryota, Fungi, Ascomycota, Eurotiomycetes, Eurotiales, Aspergillaceae. Bases 1 to 1671 code for a protein of 556 amino acids. The record is from RefSeq and is a predicted model, not a curated record. The transcript is spliced from 3 exons.